This is a messenger RNA of Neoarius graeffei (lesser salmon catfish), 1560 nucleotides long. RefSeq names its product sterol 26-hydroxylase, mitochondrial-like. Gene Ontology annotation, biological process: glucocorticoid biosynthetic process; cholesterol metabolic process; cellular response to peptide hormone stimulus. The record is from RefSeq and is a predicted model, not a curated record. Gene Ontology annotation, molecular function: oxidoreductase activity, acting on paired donors, with incorporation or reduction of molecular oxygen; heme binding; monooxygenase activity. The transcript has 9 exons. NCBI's taxonomy places the organism in Eukaryota, Metazoa, Chordata, Actinopteri, Siluriformes, Ariidae. The coding region runs from base 1 to 1560 and encodes 519 amino acids. Gene Ontology annotation, cellular component: mitochondrial inner membrane.
AUGGCACAACAUUUAGCUUUGCAUUCGAUUAGGACCAUGGCUGUUCGUAUGUUACUUAGGCCCACCACCACCAAUUUGACUAUACAGAGAAAGGCAGGAGGAAAUGUUACAGCUUCUGCCCCUCCUAGGAGCAUCAGGACUGAGGCUGACCUCCCUGAGGUUACCCUUCCUACAAUACUGUACAAGAUGAUUUUCAAAGGGUACUACAAUCGCAUGCAUGAGCUGCAGUUGUAUGAGAAACAACUUUAUGGCUCCAUGUACAAAGUAAAGGCUGGCAGCGUGGUUACUGUUUCUUUAAGUAGUGUGCAAUUUUUGGAGGAACUGUUGAGAAAAGAUGAGAAGUUCCCUUGUAGAGGAGACAUGACUGCAUGGACUGAAUAUCGAAAGAUAAAGGACUUAGGCUAUGGCCCCUUCACUGAAGAAGGAGAAAAGUGGUACAAACUCCGAUCAGUGCUGAACAAACGUAUGCUGCAUCCAAAGGAUGCAAUGAAGUAUGAGAAUGUGGUUAAUGAGGUAGUCACAGAUUUUAUGAAAAGGAUAUGCCAUCUGCGCAAGAUGAGCUCCACUGGAGACCUGGUACCCGACAUGUCCAAUGAGCUGUACCGUUUCUCUCUAGAAGGAAUCUCCCGCAUACUGUUUGAGACUCGGAUUGGCUGUCUGGAGGAUGAGAUUCCAGCUGAGACUCAAAAUUUCAUUAACUCCAUUGCCCAGAUGUUCACUUACAUUCUUCCUGUGUCCGUGCUUCCCAAGUGGACAUGGAAUUUUUUGCCAUUCUGGCAGCGCUAUGUGGCUGGUUGGGACGGAAUCUUCAGAUUUGCCUGCAAGCUAAUUGACAGGAAGAUGGAGGACAUUCAGAUGCGCUUGGAUGCAGGUCAGGAUACUGCAGGAGAGUACCUCAGCUAUUUACUCUCUAACACCAACCUGAGCAAGAAGGAUGUGUAUGGGAGCAUUGCUGAACUGCUCCUGGCAGGAGUGGACACAACAUCCAACACUAUGAUGUGGGCCUUGUACCUGUUGUCACGGCAUCCAAAGACACAGGACACACUGUAUCAGGAAGUGACCAGCGUUGUAAAUGGGGACAAAAUUCCAACGACUGAAGAAAUAAACAGCAUGCCCUACCUCAAGGCUGUCAUCAAGGAGACUCUCAGAAUGUACCCAGUUGUUCCCAUAAAUGGACGUCUUUUAUCAGGAAGUGAUGUGGUAAUUGGAGGACUCUUCUUCCCUAAAAAGACCUCAUUUUCGAUCAACCAUUAUGCGAUCAGUCAGGAUGAGACAAUUUUCCCUGAACCAAGAAUCUUCAAGCCUGAACGCUGGUUACGGGAUGGGAGGGAAAGGCCUAAUCCAUUCGGCUCCAUCCCAUUCGGGUUUGGAGUGAGAGGAUGUGCUGGUCGACGGAUUGCUGAACUAGAGAUGCACCUGGCUCUGGCAAGGAUAAUAAAGCUGUUUGAAGUGAAGCUGGAUCCCAGCAUAGGAGAGGUCAAAGCUCUUUAUCGCACUGUACUUGUGGCAGACCGACCAGUCAAUUUUCAUUUUCUGGAGCGGAAAGAUGCAUCCACUUAA